UGUGCUGGUACAGCUAGCUACUCACAGACGGUCGACAAGACAUGUCCUGGCCGAAUGACUACUCACCCACCCCCACCACGCCCCUUUGUGCUAUCUAUCUACAUCGCUGCUGGCACCCUCCUCGCGAUGACCGCUACGUCCGACUCGCCAACCCUCUCGAAGCGCACGGUGAAGCCUGCGGGGAAAGGGACUGAAGGCCGAUCGACGGCACCUGAGAUACCGUUGCGGAUGCCGUCGUUGACGGCGCCUUCCUCGAUCUCUAUCUUGAUCUCCUGAAUCCCCGGCAGCUUCGCCAGCGACCGCACCGUCUGCUCCACGAACAGCCGGCCAGACAGAGGGGGAACUGCACACACGCACCAACGAACGAAUGCACGCACACGCACGCGCGCGCGACACAUGAAUGAAGAUAGAUGAUCAGCUGUAGGUGUUUCCUUAAUUACCGUUAGGCUUGAUGUGAAAGGAUUCGAUGUUUGGCAGACCUGCGACGUCCUGGUCGCUCCACUGCACCACCGCGUUGCCCCUGGACGGAUCCAUGACCCCUGCAAGCUUCCCCUUGUGCAGGUGCCCUGCAAGCAUCCGCAGCACGUGGAGCGCAUCGUCGUGACGCACGCCAUAGCGGCCAGCAGCCAGACGGAGGUUCUUGAGCGACAGCAUCCUCUUGGCGACGGCUGGUAUGGGUUCGUGACGAUCUGCCGGGCGGCUAACAAUGAGCGUGGUUGCGUUGGGGAAUGCGUCGGGGGCCAGGUAGUUGUCUGGAUCGAUUGGGUGAGCCUGACCCGCCCCCGCCGGAACGGCCCCCCCGCGCCUCAAUUCGCGCCUCUGCAAGACCACGGCCUUCGCCGAGCGGAAGUGGAGCUGCUUGGCGAACUCACUGGCGGCCGGGGAGAGGGCGGGAGAGGGGUGCACGACCACAGCGGGUGCAAUGCUUGCGAUCUUCUUGACCCACUCCUUCAU
Messenger RNA from Vitrella brassicaformis, 954 nucleotides. Lineage: Eukaryota; Vitrellaceae. The record is from the annotation of a GenBank genome assembly.